AUGAAAUCGGAAAUUCCAGUUUUUACAGUGCUAAAGAACAAUUCUAUUCUCAAGAAUAUCUAUCUCCUGGACAACCCACCUUCAUUACCUUCUUCUUCAGUGGAAUUCAACUCCAAGUAUGGAAAAGAAUCAAUGAAGGAAGAAACAUUGUUGGUUGGACGCCAUCCCGAUUGCAAUAUCGCAUUGGAACAUCCCAGUAUUAGCAGAUUCCACCUCCGUGUCCAUUCCAACCCUUCCUCGCACUUCCUCUCUGUCAUUGACUUGAAUUCUGGUACAAUUUCUCCUCUUUUCACUUUCUUGUUAUGUGUUUACACAAGUUUUGAAAUCUUGAUUUGGGGAUUUCCUUUUUGCCUUGGAAGUUGGAUCGUGUGCUUUUGA
This is a messenger RNA of Fraxinus pennsylvanica, 378 nucleotides long. Lineage: Eukaryota; Viridiplantae; Streptophyta; Magnoliopsida; Lamiales; Oleaceae. The record is from the annotation of a GenBank genome assembly.